CACACUCAGUGCAUUGUAUACUCACAAACAAUGGCCGUCAGCUAGCAGGAAAGUCAGCGUAGUGAAAAUUCAUCGUUAGGUGUGUGAAAACAGCUGCAAGAAGCAGGAAAUCGCGAUGGGUGUCGUCAGGGAGAGGAAAGCCGUGUGCGAGAAUGCGAAAAACGUGCCUUCCAACCCCGAAUCAACGGUGCAAUCCGGUUACACCACCCAAGAGUCCGAGGAUGAGGGUAGCAGUCAAGUAUCUUCACCUGUACGUCGUCCAAAUAUACGCCAACGACUAAUUGCGGACGGUACAUUGAAUCUCGCGUUCAACAGAUUGAUUACUCGUCAUACAGGACAUCGUCGAGCGCGCAGAAUUCUCAACACUCGUUUUCUGGAGACGCUGAGUGAAGAUACCGAGGCGGUUGUGCUUGAAAUUGAAAACAAGUCAAAGUUUCAAAUGCUCAUGGAGGAAACUGAAGAUGCUCUUGAGGCGCUGGAAGCUUAUGAAAGAGAGCAAGCUGAGAAUGCAAUCAAUGGCAAUCAUGACUACAUCGUUGACACUGACCAGGAUAACGAAACCGAUCCAUAUUUUAAUAUACCGCGCAAAAUCCGCGUUGCGAUUAAUGGACGCAAGAAUUUUCAGUAUGAAUUACUGAAAUCCAUUGAAAUGGAACUCACUAGUCAAUUAGGACAAGAAAGUGGUGAUACUGCAUUCAUGUACACACCACACACCUGCUAUGAAAGAUUGUUGGUGCAUGCUGUUGCAAAAUUCAAAGGAUUUACCUCUGAAACUAUUUCAAGUGACGAUGGAAAAGUUGUGAAAGUAAGUAAAGAUAAACUUGCCGGACAAGAACCUGAAGAUAUAGGAAUGUUACUUUGUGAUUAUAUCGUUUGCUUGCGGGCCGAGGAAUGAAUUUUCAGAAUAAUUUUUAAGUUUUAGUAGAUUACGACCGAAAAUGUGUAAGUUGUCGCGUUAAAUGUGCUUUUCCUAUACUAAUUCAACCUAAGCAAUCCGUUUUUGAGCAAUUUUUCACCCGUUGUGAAUUUUCAACGCCGCAUACAAUGCUAUUGCAUUGUAUUUCUAGUGAAUAAAUGACCACUUGAUGUGUAAAUGUUACAAUCA
Dalotia coriaria is the source of this 1105-nucleotide messenger RNA. RefSeq lists its product as uncharacterized. The transcript has 4 exons. The record is from RefSeq and is a predicted model, not a curated record. The coding region runs from base 116 to 895 and encodes 259 amino acids. Gene Ontology annotation, molecular function: nucleic acid binding. NCBI's taxonomy places the organism in Eukaryota, Metazoa, Arthropoda, Insecta, Coleoptera, Staphylinidae.